UAAGUAGAAACAAAAAUAUAUAAAGUUCGUAGAAUUAACGAACAUUUUUCGAUCGAUUUAUUUUCAUGUUAACAUAUGGUCUUCUCUUGCUUCGAUCAAAUAUACUUCUACAUUUUUAUAUAUGUUUACAAUAUAAAAUGUACAUUAACCCGAUUGUUAAACAACGUUCGAGAGAUUUAUAGUUUAAGAAGCGUACACACCGAUGAUAUCACACAGGCGCAUAAUGAGAAGUGUUUUUCUAUUACCUUUGUAGUUCGUAUUUUGUCCAUAACUGUCGCUGAAGUCGAUUACACUGCGAAGAAAAAGGUGAUAAGCAGCAUUAAGAAGAAAUUCAUAAUCUCGAUAUUUCUAUUGUAGAAUUUAAUUGAAUGUGCUCCUUUUAGAAAUCUCGUGAAGAAAAAUAAAAAGCUUUUGGAAUUUAUUACUAAAUCGUAUUAUAGGAAAAAGUGAACGAAUAGAAAUUUGCUUUUUGUUGCGAACAUGGAAACUAAACAAAAUGCAAUGGUUUAUUAAAUAUAUUUUAUAGUUGGUUAAAUUGGUUGAUUAUAAACACCGGUACUAUAUUCUAAUUUUGGAAUUAUUGUGGAUCCGACUAAUGUUAAUGACAGAUUUAUCAAAUAUUAUUGACCUAAUAUAUAUUAUGCAUGUAUGAUCAAAAUAUAUGUAAUCUUCAUAGAAACUUGUUAAACGCGUAUUAAUCAAAAACAAUCAUUUGUUAUGUCAACCUCAACGAGUAAUAUGGAAAAAUCACAUUUAUCUGAUGAACAUGUAUUUGUUGUUCCAAGUAGAGCUAUUAAAGUUCCAAUUGAUAUGUCCGUUUGGGAAAAAUCAGAAGCAUAUUUUGAAUAUCUAGGAUUUAUAUUAGCACUAAAUAAAUCUAUAGAAGGGAAACCAUUAGAUUCCAAAUGUGAACAAUCUCCUACAGUAGAAAAUAUUUUGAAAAUGCUUAAUAAUUUAGAUGAAUGGAUAACGCAAAUACCACCAACCGAACAACCUCAACGAUUUGGAAAUAAAUCAUUUCGAACUUGGCAUGCAAAAUUGCAAGAGAAAGGUAUAGAGGAAUUACAGGAAGCAUUACCAGAAGAAUUAUAUAGAGCUAUACCCGAAAUAAUUCAGUAUUUAUAUGAAAGUUUUGGAAACGCAACACGUAUAGAUUAUGGAACAGGACAUGAAAUGGCAUUUCUAAUGUUUUUAUGUUGUUUGUUUAAAAUUAGAGCUUUUACAGAAAAUGACAAAGUUGCUGUUGCUAUAAAAGUAUUCAACAGAUAUUUACUGUUAGUACGUAGACUCCAAAUUACAUAUCGUAUGGAGCCUGCAGGUAGUCAUGGUGUUUGGAGUUUGGAUGAUUAUCAAUUUGUACCUUUCAUAUGGGGAAGUUCUCAAUUGAUUGGCCAUCCACGUAUCGAACCUCGUCACUUUAUAGAUCAAGAUGUUAUUGAAUUGCAUGCAAAACAGUACAUGUUUCUUGGAUGCAUAGAGUUUAUUUCAAAGGUUAAGAUAGGACCAUUCGCAGAACAUUCAAAUCAAUUGUGGAAUGUGAGUGCAGUUGAUUCGUGGGCAAAAGUAAAUAACGGACUUAUUAGGAUGUAUAAAGUGGAGGUACUAUCAAAGUUUCCUGUAAUUCAACAUGUUUUAUUUGGAUCAUUAUUACCAAUAAAACCAGCUGUUGUUUGCCCCACUGUCAGAGGUGUUUGCUUGAAUUUACCGGUACAACCACCAUCGCAAAUACAUUAAUAACAGCUUAAUACAUUUUAUGAAUUAGUACAUUUGCUCCUUCAUUUAUAUAUUAUCUAUAAAAGUAAUAUAAACUGACCUUGUAUCAUACGAUGGUAUUUAGGCCUAGGCUUUCUUGAAAAUUUAUAGCCAGAAAUAUCACUUGGCAAUAAAUUUUUGAAUUUUUAAAUGAAGGCAACAGAAUUUUAACUUUUAAGUGAAAUAUUUAAAUAAAUAUGUCUUACUGUUACAUAAAUAAUUAAUAGACAAUUAUUCUUAUAUAUUAUUGUAUAUGAACUUAAUAACUUUAUGAAUAAAAUAGUUUUACUGUAAUAUGAA
Messenger RNA from Vespula pensylvanica (western yellowjacket), 2052 nucleotides. Its product is annotated as serine/threonine-protein phosphatase 2A activator-like. Gene Ontology annotation, molecular function: peptidyl-prolyl cis-trans isomerase activity; protein tyrosine phosphatase activator activity. Gene Ontology annotation, cellular component: cytoplasm; protein phosphatase type 2A complex; nucleus. The record is from RefSeq and is a predicted model, not a curated record. Gene Ontology annotation, biological process: mitotic spindle organization. NCBI's taxonomy places the organism in Eukaryota, Metazoa, Arthropoda, Insecta, Hymenoptera, Vespidae. The transcript is spliced from 8 exons. The coding region runs from base 718 to 1734 and encodes 338 amino acids.